Clunio marinus is the source of this 759-nucleotide messenger RNA. NCBI's taxonomy places the organism in Eukaryota, Metazoa, Arthropoda, Insecta, Diptera, Chironomidae. The record is from the annotation of a GenBank genome assembly.
AAUCAGGCUGACAACUUCAACUCAGUUUUUGUUAGCAAAUUGUUGCAGCACAUUAAAAUAAUUCUUAAUAUCUUUUUAUGCAUUAAAAGUCGUCUUAUUUUGUUGAGAAAGCUACGUGUCAAAGCUACUUUAAUAUAUUCAAUUGUUUUGUUUACGUGAAACUUUCGUUUGUUAAGUGUUCAGUGUGGUAAAAUAUUAAUUUAUAAUGUGUCGACAUAUGAUGAAUAAUAAGAAAUUCUGGAGGAAUGUUGAACAUCAUCUUGGCCCACUGAAUGAAGAAAUUUGCGCACUUUUGACGAGGUUAGGUUUUAAUUCUUAUUCAAGCUUCAAAGGCACUCCCGAUGAAUUAAUCUUCAUGGACAUUUUGGAAUCUUACAUUAAAAUAGUGUUCGAUCAGACGCCAAAAUACUUUGAUAUACGAUAUCGUCGUUUAAUUUUUAUGGUUGAAACUUCUCGUGAACUUAAGCCAUCUUAUAAAAGUAUGAUUAAAGCCAUUCAUCAACUCAUCAAAGUUACUCCAUACGAACAUUUUAAUUCAACAGCGUCGCCACCAUUUAAACCAUCGCGAGAUUUCAAGUUUCGUAAGUUUUGUGAGCAGUGCAAAGCAAGACUUAACUACGAUGUAAUCAUAAAAAUGUAAAAUUCAAAUUUUCCAAUGCUUAGUCAUUAAAAUAAAUCAUUUCCUUCAUCAAUAAAUCGAAACCGAUCAUUUCUCAUUCUUCCUUUAAACAUUCCUUUAUGCACUAAUCCUACACAUCA